Messenger RNA from Apiotrichum porosum, 789 nucleotides. RefSeq lists its product as uncharacterized. NCBI's taxonomy places the organism in Eukaryota, Fungi, Basidiomycota, Tremellomycetes, Trichosporonales, Trichosporonaceae. Gene Ontology annotation, biological process: fatty acid beta-oxidation. The record is from RefSeq and is a predicted model, not a curated record. Gene Ontology annotation, cellular component: peroxisome. Gene Ontology annotation, molecular function: delta(3)-delta(2)-enoyl-CoA isomerase activity; enoyl-CoA hydratase activity. The coding region runs from base 1 to 789 and encodes 262 amino acids. The transcript has 5 exons.
AUGCGCCCCACAUUCCUCGUCCGUAACGCAUGGAACCUCACCCGCCCGCGUGGCCAGGUCUGGCAAGUCGCCCUCGCCUCGCCGCCAGACAACCGCCUGUCCCCACGCGUGUUUGACGAGCUCGCAGACCGCCUCGACGAGGUCGAGGGCCAAUGGCGCGAUGAGAACCGCGGCAAGGCUGCCGAGGAGAAGGUGGGCGGCGCGCUCGUCGUCACGUCGGAUAUCCCCAAGUUCUUCAGCAAUGGCCUCAGCGACCCGGAGCUGCUCAAGAACGCAGACUUUGUCAACAAUGUCUUUGACCGCGUCAACUACCGUCUCCUCACCUUCCCCCUCGUCACCGUCGCCGCGGUUAACGGCCACGCUUUCGCGGGAGGCAUGAUCACGGCCCUGUGCUGCGACUACCGUCUCGCCAGCACGGCCCGCUCCUUCUGGUCUCUCAACGAGCUUCUCAUCGGCAUCCCCAUCCCCGGUCCCCCCGCCGCCAUCAUGCGCGCCAAGAUGACCCCCAACGUCCUGCAGGAGGCCGUGCUCGGUAAACGCUGGACGCAGGCGGACCUCGUCUCCUCGGGCAUCGCGCACGAGGUAGUCGACGCCGACCAGAUCCUGGACCGCGCGGCCGAGCUCGGCGAAGAGGUCGCGCCCAAAGUCGCGCUGGGAGCGUGGGGAGCGAUCAAGGAGUCGCUGUAUGCCGAUGUGGGCGAGCAAAUGGCCAGGAGGCGCGCGGUGCACUAUCCAGAUGCCGAGGACAGGGCGUUCCAGCUGCGUAUGGAGAGGAAGAGCAGGGAGUGA